AUGAUGUCUGUCCGCUCCCUUCUCGGUGCCUCGACCGGUGCCCUCCGCCAAAUCCUCCCCUCCCUGUCCCGCAAACCUGCCGGUCUUCUCUCCCGGUCGUUCUCGCAACUCGCAAAGCUUCCUUUCGGCAAUGGCCUUCGUGUGCUCCGCUACGGCCAGCAGACUGGUAUCGCCAGCACGACGCUGCGACAGGUUGAGCAGGUCCGGGGCAUGAAGACGCGGUCUUCGGUGAAGCGGCUGUGUGAUGGAUGCAAGCCCGUGCGGAGAAAGAACCGUGUCUACAUUAUCUGCUCGAAGAACCCCAAGCACAAGCAGCGCCAAGGCAAAUAG
Messenger RNA from Aspergillus homomorphus CBS 101889, 330 nucleotides. RefSeq names its product 50S ribosomal protein L36. The record is from RefSeq and is a predicted model, not a curated record. Gene Ontology annotation, molecular function: structural constituent of ribosome. The transcript is spliced from 3 exons. Gene Ontology annotation, cellular component: ribosome. Gene Ontology annotation, biological process: translation. Lineage: Eukaryota; Fungi; Ascomycota; Eurotiomycetes; Eurotiales; Aspergillaceae. The coding region runs from base 1 to 330 and encodes 109 amino acids.